AUGGAGACAGCAGGACUCGCAAUUGGAGUCGUGGGGCUCUUUGGACAGGUUUUCGCUGGAGCAAUCAAAGCAAUUAAACUUAUUCGUUCGAUCAAAGAUGCACCCAAAGAUUUCGAGCAAGUCCUGUUGGGGUUUCGACUGCAAGAAGGGAGGUUGAUGAGUUGGGGUGAAGGAGUCGGUCUGCUGCAAGCCCCGGCAGCUGGUGACGAGUGGCGUAUCUCCAUCAGCCAACAAGACCGGUGGGUAGCCCAGGACCUUCUGGACAGUGUCCGGUCUGAUAUCCAGCAACUUCUCAAGCCCCUAAUAACCAAGGCGGAAGAGGUGGACCGCCUCACCGCCGCGCAAGAACCGAACGAGAGGGCAUUGAACGCCUGGUUGAGGGAAAUGGAGCGCAAGCAGAAGGAACUUAGCAGCAAAAUAACGUGGGCCACCCUCAGAGGGGACCGUCUGACAUCCUGCCUCCGCUGCCUAACCAGCACCAUUAAUGACCUGAUCAGUCUCACCAGUGAAAAGACGCAGCGGGAAAUCCUCCGCAAAGUGAACUUAGUGUAUGCGGAGCUCGUCCUGGUCCAUAAUAGCGUGGACAAGCUGGGACAGUUGUUCCACGCCCUCGCCAGUGCAGAGAAGGGGGUCACCUUGACUCGCUUGGCGCACUUCAAGGCUGCCAUGAAGGAGCGCCAGGCCAAGCUGUCGCUUCAUCCCAAAUCACAACUGUCAAAGGGUGCCAUUGAAGUACUUGAUCUGAUCGAGCAGGACGAGCGCUGGAUGGCCCGUUAUGACGAUCGGAAAGGCUUUUGGGUGGAAUGGAAGAAUUAUCCAACCGGGAACACCAGUCAAGGACCCACGAAGGAGCAGAUUGAGAGGUUUAUCAUCCAAGAGCUGGUGGGUCUUCUGGCGGAGGAAGAUUCUCACGCGAUCCAGGUCCCUCAGUGUAUUGGAUAUGUGGAUGACCACCCGCGUUCUGAUCGGUUCUGCUUGCUGUACAAAUAUCCCAAAGGCGUCACAACGGACGCGCGGCUCCAGACGCUUUUCAGCCUAUUCAGAGAACCCCAACGUCCAGACCUAGCCGACCGAAUCGAACUGGCCCGUGCAGUGGCUCAAACGUUGUAUUAUCUUCACACCGUGGGGUGGUUGCAUAAGGCGUUUCGCUCGGACAAUAUUCUAUUCUUCCAGGAACCGAAUAAAGGCGUGGAAUACAGCACGCCCUAUGUGUCGGGAUUUGAUAAUGCUCGCCCAUCGGGCCAGGACCAGAUGAGCCAAGUGGCAGGGGCGAAGGAAGGGCUGGAGUACUAUCAGCACCCAGACACGCUGACCGGAUUCGAUGAAGAAGGUAGAAAACCAUUCCGCGCCACCUUCGAUGUGUAUUCUCUCGGCAUAAUCCUGAUCGAGAUUGCACACUGGAAACCGUUGCGAGAAAUCCUCCGGGGCAGCGCGGUACGGCCUUGGGAAGUCCAUGAUGCCCUUUUUCGAGACCCUCGUUGGCUCCAAGAUGUGGGCUUCGCCGUAGGUCGAGCGUACGAAGACGUCGUCCGGACUUGCCUUCAAGGGUGGAACAGCCUGGGCGCUGACGGUGUGGAAGAGACCAGUACGGAGGGAGCUCUUUGUCUGAUGACCAACUUUGAAAUGAUGGUCCUCGAGAAGCUCCACAAUAUUCAAGUCUCGGGCUAA
Molecule: messenger RNA, 1668 nt
Organism: Aspergillus pseudonomiae
Lineage: Eukaryota; Fungi; Ascomycota; Eurotiomycetes; Eurotiales; Aspergillaceae
Product: prion-inhibition and propagation-domain-containing protein
Exons: 2
Coding region: 1-1668 (555 amino acids)
Biological process (GO): protein phosphorylation
Molecular function (GO): ATP binding; protein kinase activity
Source: RefSeq, a predicted model, not a curated record